Molecule: messenger RNA, 2951 nt
Organism: Sceloporus undulatus (fence lizard)
Lineage: Eukaryota; Metazoa; Chordata; Lepidosauria; Squamata; Phrynosomatidae
Gene: CSRNP2
Product: cysteine and serine rich nuclear protein 2
Exons: 5
Coding region: 420-2027 (535 amino acids)
Biological process (GO): regulation of transcription by RNA polymerase II
Cellular component (GO): nucleus
Molecular function (GO): sequence-specific DNA binding; DNA-binding transcription factor activity, RNA polymerase II-specific
Source: RefSeq, a predicted model, not a curated record
CGUCUGCGCCGGCAGCCCCAUUGUUAUCGGCCGAGCGGAGCCGGGGCGAGAGGUCUCUUGCCCGGAAGGGGCCGCCGCUGCCGCCUGCCAGAGCCGCCUCUGAGGCCCUCCCCUCCCCGCCUCUCCUCUCCUCAGGCACGGGGCUGCCCCGGAACACCGUCUCCGCCCUACCCGCUGGGGGAGAUCGGGCCUCGCCUGCAAGGAAAACGCGGGGGGGAGGAGGAGGAGGAGGAGAAGGGGGGACCGGCAGAACAACCCACCGGCGGCAAGGAGGCGGCGGCAGCAGCAGGAGAAGGAAGAAGAAGAGACCCUGCUCGCCCCCGGUACUGGUCACCUCAACAAUUGGCCUGGGGUUGGAGAUCUUCCGUUGACACUAGUCUUCUUUCUGCUCUUUGGCUCUCCAUGCGAGCCAGAGACAAAUGGAUGCAAUCACAAGUGCUAGCCUCAAACGAAAGUUUGAUGAUGUGGAUGUGGGUUCGCCCAUCUCCAACUCUGAUGAUGAGAUCUCCAACAGCGACAGUGCAGACAGCUGUGACAGUGUCAAUCCUCCCAGCUCCACUGGCUUCAUACCAACCUCCAUCUUGAAAAGGCAGAAACAGUUGCGCAGGAAAAACGUGCGCUUUGAUCAAGUGACGGUGUACUAUUUUGCAAGGCGUCAGGGAUUCACCAGCGUGCCCAGCCAAGGAGGCAGCUCCUUAGGCAUGGCUCAGCGCCACAACUCUGUCCGCAGGUACACCCUUGGUGAGUUUGCCCAGGAACAAGAAGUCAAUCACCGGGAGAUCCUUCGAGAACACUUGAAAGAAGAGAAGCUGCAUGCCAAGAAAAUGAAGCUGACAAAGAAUGGCACCGUGGAGUCUGAGGAGGCGGAUGGCUUGACCCUUGAAGAUGUCUCUGAUGAUGACAUUGAUGUAGAGAACGUGGAGGUGGAUGACUACUUCUUCUUGCAGCCGCUGCCUACCAAGCGGCGCCGUGCCCUCCUUCGGGCCUCUGGCGUUCAUCGCAUUGAUGCAGAGGAGAAACAAGAGCUCCGUGCCAUCCGCCUCUCCCGGGAAGAAUGUGGCUGUGACUGCCGAUUAUACUGUGAUCCUGAAGUCUGUGCCUGUAGCCAAGCUGGAAUUAAAUGCCAGGUGGACCGAAUGUCCUUCCCAUGUGGCUGUUCCAGAGAUGGCUGUGGGAACAUGGCAGGGCGAAUUGAAUUCAAUCCCAUCCGGGUGCGGACUCACUACCUACACACCAUUAUGAAACUAGAGCUGGAGAACAAACGGCAGGUGAGCCGAGCCCAAACUCUAGAGGAAGAGAGUCCUCAUAGCUCCAGCAGCGACUGGCUGGGAACCCAGGCCCCAGAGACACAGGAUUUCCAGGAGUUCAUGGCAGAGAAUGAGACGGCAGUCAUGCACCUUCAGACAGCGGAGGAGUUGGAGCGGCUGAAAGCUGAGGAAGACUCUAGCAGUGGCUCCAGCAUGGAGAGCCUUGGCGUGUGCAUUUUGGAAGAGCCCCUGGCGGUCCCCGAGGGAAUAUGCCCCAGCCUGGCUACGCCCAUCCUCAUCCAAGCCCAGCUGCCUCCAGGUUCUUCUGUGCUGUGCUUUACGGACAGCUCGGAUCAGGCAAGCUCAGCUGAGGGUGACCAGCCCUAUUUGAACAAUGGGCCUGUUGUGUACUAUCAGGUCGACCAAAGGUCGGUGCUGGGGGUGAAGGGAGAGAGCAGUGCUGAAGACUCAGAGAUGCCCUCUCGUUACACAGAUGAGAAGGACCUGAAUGUGUAUUCUGUCCCCAUGACCUCACUGGUGCCUUGUGGCAGAGCCGCAGCUUCUGGCAGGGCAGAAACCGGGAAACCUGCUCCUCUACCUCUGGAGCCUCUUUCAUCUGACAGCCCCUCUGAAGUUCCUCCACCAAGCCUGACGUUCCAUACAAACGUGUCACAGGACAGUUUGCGGCCCCAGAGUGUUGAGCAACCUCCAGAGAGAGCCUGUGAGCUUAAUUCAUCUCCUGAGGAAUCCUCUCUGGGACCCCCUGCUCUGACUGUGUGACACAUCCCAACCCAUCACAGCUCUUACAUCUUGAUGAUGUCUAUUUAUUGAUGGCAAUUUUGUCUAAAGGCCAUAGCCACUGGGGAUUAUUUAAUAUGGGGCAGGUGGGAGGGCGGGGAGAGAAAGGGGGACCACUGUAUUACAGGCUCAGUACAAAAUGAACUUAAACAAGCACUUAUGGCUGUCACAAGGUAAGAGAGUCCCUUCCUCUGCAGAUUGGAAGGCCUCUGGAUACAGAAGCAGCUGGACCAUAGACAACUGGACUGCCUGGCGAAAGGCACCUUACCUGCAUCCUGGAAGGACCAACUGUGAAUAUGGCUCAUGGAAGCAAUCGAGCAAAGUUGCCUCAGUGCUUGAUGGGUGGGGUGGGGAGGGGAGCAGAAGACACUGUUACUGCUAGAUGACAUCAUGUGCAGUGGAAUUUCUCUGUCUCUGUCUCUUUCUCUCCAUCCAGUUGCUCAUCCUGGCAAAGCUGCUGCAAUCUGUAUCAUUCUGUCACCUUCAGUGCUGCAUCUUCUCAGUAACUGUGACUUUGCUUGAACUGCUCUGACCAGUUAACACAGCUUAGGCUCUACCAACUCUCUAUUUAUGUGAACUUUGCUACCCUUCUUUCUCUGGAAGAUCCAUACAUAUAUAUUUUUAAAAUUCAGUAUGAAUUAACUUUGAUCACAACUGGUUACAUCUACAGUUUGGCAUGCAGCUGUCGUAUAGAACCAUUUUCACCCUGAAGUCUCCUCCCCUUACCAGUAGCUUUAUCCAAACAGGCUGACACUCCAUCUUAUAUGUCCUUAAUGGGAAUUGGUGAGAUAAUCAGUUUAAAUGUUUGUGUGUUUGCUUUUUUUUAAAAAAAACACGUGCUGAAUGUUUACUGGGGCAUCUUGUGUCCCAUGACCCUAAACUUGACACAUCAGUGUCAUUUUCUGA